This is a messenger RNA of Sinocyclocheilus grahami, 4065 nucleotides long. RefSeq names its product protein FAM193A-like. The record is from RefSeq and is a predicted model, not a curated record. NCBI's taxonomy places the organism in Eukaryota, Metazoa, Chordata, Actinopteri, Cypriniformes, Cyprinidae. The transcript has 19 exons. Bases 145 to 3885 code for a protein of 1246 amino acids.
AUCACAGCUGAGUCAGAGCGGGAGUCACAACAACUGCAGAAUCACUGGUCUGAGGUCAGAUACCUGGUCCGGUGCAUUUACCGCCAGACUGGGACUCCACUGGCUGAUGAUCAGGAUCAGCCUCUUGACCGGGACAAAGAGAGCAUGAAGGAACUCGUUGACAGGCUUUGUGAGAAAGAUCCCUACCAGUUGUACCAACGUCUGGAACAGCAGGCAAGGGAGUAUGUCUUAGAGAUGAAAGUGCGGCUACUCAAGCACCUGUCCACAGGCUCAAAGGCACCCGGUGCAGUGGCUCAAGGGCCUCCACAGGCCCAUCAGUUCAUCUCACUGCUGCUAGAGGAGUACAACACACUCUGCCAGGCGGCCCGCACCAUCAGCAGCUUCCUGCUCACCCUGGAGAAUGAACAUUUGCAGAAGUUUCAAGUGACAUGGGAGCUCCACAAUAAGCACCUUUUUGAGAACUUGGUGUUCUCUGAACCCAUCCUGCACAACAGUCUACCUGCCUUAGUGGCCCAGCUCAGGCAGGGCACCACAUCCCAUGAUUCAUACGGUGAGGAUAUGUACCGUACACUGCUGGAGAGAUACCACCAGCUCGACCAGGAGAUGAGUGCAGUGGCUCUCGAUUGGCUGGAGUGUGAGAAGAGGAUUGAUGACUAUGUUGAUGAGCAGUUGCUUUUCAAGGUUGAAGGUCAGAAUCUCACAAAUCAAAGGGAAGAACCACAUACGUCUUUAAUUAAUAGAAAUAUGUCUUUAAGAACCAAGCAGCGGAUGCUCAAAGAAGAUGCAGAGAUAUUCAAACAGAAAAGAUUUUUUGAAGAGCAGUUUCUACCGAACAGUAGAAAAUCUCUGGGUGGUGACAGUAAGUUCACAGACACCGUGAAACAGAUGCUUUCGUCCAGACUGAGUAUCCCAGACUGUCCCAACUGCAACUACAGAAGGAGAUGCACCUGUGACGACUGCAGCCUGUCUCACAUUCUGACCUGUGGCAUCAUGGAUGCUCCUAUGGCAGAGGAUCUGCAUCUGAAGCUGCCCCUGCAGGCGGAGCCUCCCCGGGACUACUUGUCAGAGGUCCAUCCCCCCAGCAUGUCAUCGGGAAGCUCAGGGUCCGGCUCAGCCCCAGGCUCCCCCAUCACCUUCCAGCAGCACCCUCGUCUCAUCCUGCCACAGGAUGGCACCACCACAUUCGAUGAUGAAGUGCCUCCGUUGUCUGCCAUCUACCCUCUGAGUGGGUACGAAGACCCUGCGGUGGUGGCCCGCAUUAAUGGCAUCCACAGUCAGCUCAGUGGAGGAGAAGAGAGCAUGACCCUUAAAGAUAAAUCUUCACAGGGGACCAGCAGCAGUAGCAGUUCCUCUGAAGGUGAUGAGGAGGAGAGGGAGAGUGGUGAGGAGCCUCCAGGCCAGAAGGUGUCACUCUCUGGAGGGAAAAAUGACUGUCCGCCUCCGUCAUACCCUUAUUCACAGGUGGAUCAGGUACAACAUCAGUGCGAAUGUCAUGUGUGCAAUCAGGGCAACGGGGGCGGUAGCGCCUCCGGCCUGAACUCCACCUGUCUGCCUACCACCAGGCUGCAUGCGGGGGGUCACCAUUUCUUCUCAGAGAAGACGGCAGCCCACCCUGCCCUCCACCUCUACCCCCACAUCCACGGCCAUCUACCCUUACACAACCUCUCCCACCUGCCCAGACCACUGCUGCCCACCCUCUACUCCACCCCUCCGCUCACACACAGCAAGACUCUCCCUCCCAGCCCCACAUCCAGUCAAACAGGCGGAAAGCAGCAAGUGUUCAACCCCACCCUACCAGAGCAUGUCUACCAGAGCUGCUUCAACACAGCAGGGGACUGGAACGGCUCUUUGCCAUGUCCCUCGCUUAAACUAGAGAACCUCUGGGACACGCACAUGAUGAAAAACUGGAACCCUUCUGUGCUGCUACAGGAACCCCUACCUGGUGACAUGCUGGGCCCUCCCCUUCCCGACGUGCACCUUCUCUCCUCCAGUUUGGACCCCAAUGUCAAUCCCCACCCUGCUCCAGAUGGCAAAGAGAAGAAGAACGGCGCCAAGAAAAAGUGUCUCUUCAACUACCAAGAUGCCUUCAUGGAGGCGAGUGAAGUGGUGAUGGCCACUUCCUCUGCCGCCACCUCUGUCUCCAGUACCGCCACCACUGUCCAGUCGAAUGAAGUUUUCCAUAAUUUAGGUAAAGAGGACCAUAGACAUCCCACUCCUGUUGCUCCUAGGAAUAGUCCCACUAGUCUCGCGUCUCUCCCCCCUUUCAGCGGAACCUCACAUCCCUCUUCCCCCAACACCCACCUACCCAGUAUAGGCACCCAGUCCUUCCCAAAGACUGUAACUCAGACUCCAGGCUACAUGGAUGUCCAUCAGGGUCUGUGCUUGUCAGCUGGUGAGCAGCCAACCGUCCCGGUCGAUGGUUUAGUCAGUGGUCCAAAUAGCGUGUGCAGCGAUCCAGACUGUGAGGGUCAUCGCUGUGAAGGGAACGGAGGCUACGAACACCAGCCAUAUGAAGGAGAGGAGAGCCAAGAUGAGGACAGCAGCUCAGAGCACAGCUCCUCUACCUCCACCUCCACCAAUCAGAAGGAAGGAAAGUACUGUGACUGCUGCUACUGUGAAUUCUUCGGUCACGGAGGGCCCCCUGCCGCACCCACCAGUAGGAACUAUGCAGAGAUGCGGGAGAAGUUGCGACUCAGGCUGACUAAGCGGAAAGAGGAACAGCCUAAGAAAGAAGAAUUGCUGCUCGAGCAGGACGGGGUGAAGGACCAUCGCAAGGUAGAGGACCUGUUACAGUUCAUCAACAGCGCGGAGAGCAAACCAGCCAGCAGCUCCAAAGCAGCCAAACGUGCCCGUCACAAACAAAAGAAGCUGGAGGAGAAAGCCCGUCUAGAGGUGGAGGCUCGGGAACUGGAGGUACAACAGCAGUUUCUAAAGGAACAGAGAAGGCGGCAACAGGAGGAGGAGGAAGCACUGAAGCAGGAGCUGCUCCGUUUGCAGGAAAUGCAGCAGUUGCGGGCAUCUAAGAAGAAAAAGAAAGACAAUAAAGUCAAGGAGGUAACCAAGUCUGAAAAUCCUUCUCUCGUUCCAGCAACCAACAGCCCUCAGCCUCUUCAACAGACAGCACAGAGCGUUUUAGAAAAGAACAUGCAUAACGGCAAAACACAGCUACUGCACAAUCUCAUCCGUCUCAGUCCUAAGGAGCCUCGUAUAGAACCUGAAUCCCCCACGGGUGGGAAGAACAGCCCAUUGCAACAGCCAAGCCUAAAGACUUGCAAAGAGAGACCUUCAGAGUCUCCUGCCCUCCUGAAUGGCACCUCCUCCCACCCAGAGUCCUCCCAUACCAAGGUCAAACCCAAACAGCAAGCAAAUGGCUCCAAACCCAACAGUGAGGCCACAAAGAGGCCAGCUGAGACUUCCAAAGCUUCAGAGCUUCCCAAAGCCGGGAAUGCAGCCAGCCCUCAAACUGACACCAAAGCCAAGCAGAAAGCUUCAGACGAGUCAGUGACCGAGAUCAAGAGGGACGAAAGGACUAAUGGGAAAAAGACACAGAAUGGAGGGAAAGACGAGAGGAACUCUCCUGUUAUUGAAUCUUCUGCUGUAGAACCUCCUCAGCAGAACGGCAAAGUCCCAAACAAUGAGUCCCCUCAGCCCAAAAGCAAAGCCAAGAAGAAUAAGAAGAAAAAAGCCGACAAGACGAGUAACUCAAUAGAUGAUGUUUUUCUGCCCAAAGACAUUGAUUUGGACAGCGUAGACAUGGACGAGACCGAACGCGAGGUGGAAUAUUUCAAAAGGUUCUGCUUGGACUCAGCGCGACAGACAAGGCAGAGGUUGUCCAUCAACUGGUCCAAUUUUAGCUUGAAGAAGGCCACGUUUGCUGCCCACUAAAUGGGUCUUCCUUUCAAGAGACAAUGGCAGGAAUCGAUAAGCGUUCCUCCGGUUUCUUCUCUCUCUCCCAUGUUUCUACAGACUGACUGCUGACCCCAGUGCUGCUAUGUUUCAACUGCUCCUCUGGUCUACAUUAUCCAUGCCGCCUUGCCUUGUCCUUGUUGCUAUGGGUUCCGCAAA